Coregonus clupeaformis (lake whitefish) is the source of this 1308-nucleotide messenger RNA. RefSeq names its product toxin MIT1. The record is from RefSeq and is a predicted model, not a curated record. The transcript is spliced from 3 exons. Lineage: Eukaryota; Metazoa; Chordata; Actinopteri; Salmoniformes; Salmonidae. Bases 162 to 488 code for a protein of 108 amino acids.
AAAGAGAGAGCGACAUGACACCAUGCACAGUGAGUCAGACGGACAUCACAAGCAGGAGAGAGUGACAACAGAAAGUAGCCACUGCGCUGAAGGGGGGCCACAGUAUUGCUGUGUUGAGGAGAGAGAGUUACCCUACACUAUCCUGUGCUUGUGUUGUUGCUAUGGCGAUGGGGACCAAGGUUCUACUUGUCAUCAUCUUACUGGUUUCUUUCAACUGGUCCAAGGGGGCUGUCAUCACUGGGGCAUGUCAUAGAGAUGUUCAGUGUGGGUUUGGUCUGUGCUGUGCUGUCAGUCUGUGGCUUAGGGUACUGCGGAUGUGUAUACCACGAGGGGUAGUGGGGGACGAGUGCCACCCCUUCAGUCACAAGGUGCCCUAUCCAGGAAAAAGGCAGCAUCACACCUGUCCAUGUCUUCCUGAUUUGGUCUGCACCAGCUACACAGGUAGCAAAUACAGGUGUACCAAAGACUUCAAAAACCUUGACUUUUGAUGACAGAGGAAGAAGAGAGAAGAAGAGGACAUCUCAAAGGGGAAAGAUGGAAAACAAUGACAGCAGCACCCUGGAUCACACAUCACCUUCACUCUGUUCCCUUAGUCCCUGGAUCACACAUUACCUUCACUCUGUUCCCUUAGUCCCUGGAUCACACAUUACCUUCACUCUGUUCCCUUAGUACCUGGAUCACACAUUACCUUCACUCUGUUCCCUUAGUCCCUGGAUCACACAUUACCUUCACUCUGUUCCCUUAGUCCCUGGAUCACACAUUACCUUCACUCUGUUCCCUUAGUCCCUGGAUCACACAUUACCUUCACUCUGUUCCCUUAGUCCCUGGAUCACACAUUACCUUCACUCUGUUCCCUUAGUCCCUGGAUCACACAUUACCUUCACUCUGUUCCCUUAGUCCCUGGAUCACACAUUACCUUCACUCUGUUCCCUUAGUCCCUGGAUCACACAUUACCUUCACUCUGUUCCCUUAGUCCCUGGAUCACACAUUACCUUCACUCUGUUCCCUUAGUCCCUGGAUCACACAUUACCUUCACUCUGUUCCCUUAGUCCCUGGAUCACACAUUACCUUCACUCUGUUCCCUUAGUCCCUCGAUCACACAUCACCUUCACUCUCUUCCCCUUAGUUAGUCUUUGUUCUAUGUACUAUAGGAACUGUUAUAUUCCAUGACAAUAUAUAACAUCCGUAAAUACACCUCACUGUGCCCCACUGGCCACCAAAGAAAUGCCAAGACAGUAUAUACAUGCUAAACUGUGCCAAGACAAUAUAUAGAUGCUAAACAGUGCCAAGAACUUACAUAGCUGAUUU